Messenger RNA from Microthlaspi erraticum, 306 nucleotides. Lineage: Eukaryota; Viridiplantae; Streptophyta; Magnoliopsida; Brassicales; Brassicaceae. The record is from the annotation of a GenBank genome assembly.
AUGGAAGAUGAACUUGAGGAGUUUGUGAGAAACGAUGUCUGGGAACUGUCAAAACUUUCUGGACAAGGAUACUCGAAAAUAGAAGGAGUCGACUUUGAUGAAACAUUUGCCCCUGUAGCACGGCUGGAGUGUAUCAGACUAUUCUUGGGUAUGGCAUGCAUACUGAACUUCAAAGUACAUCAGAUGGAUGUUAAGAGUGCUUUCUUUAUUGGCAUUCUUCAUGAGGAAGUGUAUGUAGCUCAGUCGAAGGGUUUUGAAGAUCCUACGCAUCCUGAGUAUGUGUACAAGUUGAAGAAAGCUCUUUGA